Messenger RNA from Phytophthora infestans T30-4, 600 nucleotides. RefSeq lists its product as uncharacterized. Gene Ontology annotation, molecular function: Hsp90 protein binding. Lineage: Eukaryota; Oomycota; Peronosporomycetes; Peronosporales; Peronosporaceae. The transcript has 3 exons. Bases 25 to 600 code for a protein of 191 amino acids. The record is from RefSeq and is a predicted model, not a curated record.
ACCCAACAACCCAAUCAGGCCAGGAUGGAGUGGUUUUUCGGGUCGGCGCCGCCGACAGCAGCUCUGCCCGAGAACGCCAAAUUGUCCACGUCCACACCCCAGGGUCGCAGUGCUCCGUCUUUUGAGGAUGAUUCGUGGCACAAAAACUACGGCAACGAGUUCUUCAAAUCCAAAGACUUCCAAGCGGCUAUCCGCGAGUAUUCAAUCGGCAUCGAGCGUAAGCCCACGGCUACAUUGUACAGCAACCGUUCGGCGGCCUACUGUGCAUUGGGGCAGUACCAACUGGCCAAGGUUGAUGCUGAUGCGGCCAUCAUACUGGACCCAAACUGGGCCAAGACGUAUUCACGGAAGGGCAAGGCGCUGUACGGCAUGGCCUCAUACAAAAAGGCGGCAGACGUCUACGCCCGUGGCCUGGAACUCUGCUUACGAGGAGCCGUGGGUGAAGCACAGCAGAGAGACACUGAGCUGGAAGCGAUCAAGCGCCAGACGGACAGCCAGGCAGAAGCGUACCUUCGUCUAUUAGAGGAGAAUAACCAGCUCAGACGGCAACUGGAGGACUACCAGCACAUGUUUGGAGAGUGGACGAAGAAGGAGAUGUGA